AUGGCAGACGGUAGCACCGUACGACCCAUGCCGCGGCUGUUUGCAGUCAUGCAACUUCUCCCAGCCUGCCGAUCGCAGCACGAUGGAAGGGCAAACGGCUUGCGGGAGGCGUUGCAGCUUCUCUCAGAUGCGCGCAGCCGGCGCAGCUUCACGCCCCGCUUGGCCACAGCUGCUCUGGCGAGACUGGCCAAGCAUGGCCAGAGCCAGGCGGCAGUCCAAGUACUUAGCUGGAUGCAAGAGCAGCAGCUCGAAGUCAAUGCCUACCAUUGCUCGGCCACGCUGUCUGCUUGCGCAACCACUGGGGAGUGGCAGCUGGCAUUGCACUUGCUCACCGAGUCCGCCGUAUCGGAAGUGAGUUACAACUCGGCCCUGGACGCUGUCCUGAAGGGUGGGCAGUGGGAGCUCGCUUUGGAGCUCUUCGUGUUGAUGAGAAGUUGGCGGCUGCAGCCAGACGCGGUGAGCUGCAGCGGGGCCUUGGCGGCCUGUGGGGCGUUGAGCCGCUGGCAGCGCGGCCUGGCCUUCGUCAGCGGUUUGAUCCCGGACGAGGUCGUUUUCACGGGCUGCAUGAGCCUCAGCUCGUGGGGCUUGGCUUUACGGUACUGGCAUCUCUUGGCCGAGAAGACGAGGCCGAAUCAGAUCAGCUGCAACUCGGCCGUGAAGAACAUUUGGCCGGCCUCUGGGGCGUUGCUGAUCUCCAUGGCCGAGUGGCGGCGCCACCCGGACGCCUGGACGCGGGCCGCGCUCAUGUCCAGGGAGUGGGAAGCAUCGCUGCAGGUCUUGCGUACGGACGGAACGAGAGCCGGAACGGACGGAACGGACAGAGCGGACGAGGUGGUCUUCAACGCGGCCAUGGACCUUUUGCCCUGGGAAUCCAGUCUUCAGCUCAUGGACCACAUGAGCGCCGCUAGGCCGAAGCCCGGCAAGGUGACCUUGACGGCCGCGGCUUUGGCCUGCGCGACACGCUGGGAAUCUGUGGAGAUGCUGCUGGAGAUGCAGAGACUUCAAAUCCGCUCCGACGUCUUCGCCUUCAACACGGCGCUGAGCUGCGAGCGUUGGCAGCGGGCCCUGGCCAGGCUUUUUUGCAUGCCCAUGGUUCAGCAGUGGCCUGACGAGAUUAGCUACAGCGCUUGCGUCAGUGCCAGCGAGAAGUCAUCGCAGUGGCGCUGGGCGACCAACAUCCUCGACAGGUUCCACGCAACAAAGAUCGCAGCAAAGCAGAUUGCCCUGAACGCUGCCCUCAGCGCAUGCGAAAAGAGCCUGCAAUGGGCUCUGGCCAUCAAGAUCCUCUGCCAGAUGCGGCACUGCCGUUCCGCUGACGGGGUCUCCGUGGGCGCUUCAAUCAGCGCCUGCGAGAAGUGCUCCCACUGGGAGCGAUCCCUCGCCCUUCUCAAUGCCGAAAGCGGCGCCAUCAGCUAUGGUGCGGCGAUCAGUGCUUGCGAGAAGGGCCGCCAGUGGCAGCUCGCCUUGCGCCUCAUGUCCCUCAUGGGCCAGUGCCAGGCGUCCACCGACCAGAUCACCUACAACGCAGCCAUGAGCGCUUGCGAGAAAUGUUCCCGUUGGCGGCCGGCAGUUCAGCUGCUGGGUGCCAUGUCGUUCUCGGAUUCGGGCGCCUUCAACGCGGCCAUCGCCGCCUGCCACAAAGGACAGCUUGCGCUGGCCCCGGCGGCCAGCAGAUACAGCUUUGGCGCUGCCCUCACCGCCUUGAGAAGCGGCCACUGGAAUUUGGCUUUGGGCGCCUGGGAUAGGAUGCAGAGUCUCCGGCUCUCGCCGGAUGAGAGCAGCUGCAGCGGCGUCUUGAGCGCUUGCGUGCAGGGAAGCCGCUGGAAGUUUGCGACGCGGCUACUAGGUGACUUCGAACCACCGCACUUGCUUUUCGCGACGGUCAGCGCCUGCGAAGUCUCUGAUUCUCCGGCGCGGACCUUUGGCCUUCCGGGUGCCUUCCAAGCCUCGCAAGCUGCAGCCAAGCGCCUGAAAGCCACCCGAGAGCCGCAGGAAGCUGCUCGACUGCUGGAAUCCCUCCGCGACGAGGUUGAGGUCAAUGCGGUCCACUUCAACAUCGUGAUCUCCAAGAGCGACUGGGACCUGGCUGUGAGCCUGAUGCAGCGCAUGCAGCAGAUCUUCAUCUCGCCGAGUGAGGUCACCUUUGGAGCCGUGAUCCGGUCCUGCAGCAGGGCGCAGCAGUGGGAGAGGGCUUUGCACACGUUGGACCGCAUGGAGAACGCGAAGUUGGGCAACGAGAUCGCGUACAGCGCCGCCCUCAAGGGCCUCGACUGGGACCGCGCCUUGGCGUUGCUCGGUCGGAUGCCCCAAGUCGCGCUGCAGCCGGACCUCGUGUGCGUGAGCGCCGCGAUGAGCGCCUGUGCCUCCGCGGGCCAAUGGCUGGCCGCGAUGAAACUCUUCCAAGACGCAUCCGACGCAUCCGACGCGUCUCCGGAUCUCAUCUGCCUGAACACCUUGAUCAGCUCCUUGGAGCAGCAGGGUCUCUGGGAACAAGCUGUCACAACUCUGCGGGCAACGAGCACGCCAAGCACGAUCACUUACAAUGCCGCCAUCAGUGUUUGUGACAAGGCAGGACAAUGGCAGCUGGCUACUUACCUCAUGGGUGAAGCAGCGAGCAGGCGACUGUCACCUGGCGUCGUCACUUACAACUCCUGCAUCAGCUCCUGUCAGCAGAGCAGCUCUUGGGAGAUGUCUCUUCAUUUGUUAGACGAGAUGUCUACAGGCAGACUGGCUCCUGACGUGAUUUCUUUCACCUCGGUGAUCAGUGUAUGUGCUCAAGCCGGCUUGUGGCAGACGGCAACGCACGUGUUGCACCGCAUGCUACACAGGAGCAUCCCCCCCAACGACGUCACAUACAGCGCGCUCAUGGUGGCCUGUGCCAAGAGCGAGCAGUGGCAGAUGUCCUUGGUCCUCUUGGAAGACCUACGUCUAGGUGAGAGCGCCGCGAACGCGCUUCCGACUUCGCUUCCGACUUCGCUUCCGAGGUCCGUGAUCGUCUGCAACUCGGCGCUGAGCGCCUUGGAGAAGGGCCGGCAGUGGCACCUCGCGCUGCGGCUCCUGUGGCGGAUGCAAGCGGCGCGCCUGGCGGACGAGAUCUCGCGGAACGCGGCCAUCAGCGCCUGCGAGAAGUGCGGCCAGUGGCAAGCCGCGCUGCAGCUGCUGAAGUCGCAGGCGUCGCAGAACCAGGUGGCCUUCAAUGCCGCCAUCAGCGCCUGUGAGAAAGGUGGUCAGUGGCAAAUGGCACUGGAAUUGCUUGCAGCCAUGCCAGAUGCCCAGCUGUCUCCGGAUAGCAUCAGCGUGAAUGCGGCCAUCAGUUCCUGUGGCCCACGAUGGCAAACUGCGUUGGCGCUGCUACACAACAUGCACUCGAUGGAGGUGCAAGCUACAGUGGUGAGCUACAACACUGCCAUGAGUGCCUGCGAGAAGAGCUGCUGUUGGGAGAUGGUGCUUUGCCUCCUGAAGUCGAUGGAAUCGCCCAACGAGAUCUCUUUCACCGCUGCUCUGACCGCCACUGGCAAGGGCCAGCAGUGGCAGUUGGCACUGGACCUUUUUCACUCCAUUGCCAGCCCGGAUAGUGUUUGCUACACAGCCGCCAUCUGCGCCUGCGCAACUGAUGGAUACCUUUGGCGCCUCACCUUGGGCCUUCUUCAAAGCAUGAAAGAGCGGGGAUUGUUGCCGAGCGAAGUCACCUAUACGGCAGUCAUUAGCAGCCUCACGCAAUGGAAGUUGGCACUGAGCCUCUUGGAGGAGAUGCAGCAGUGCAAGGCGGUGCCGAAUGACAUCACCUACAGCUGCGUGAUCAACGCUUGUGCCAAGGCACAACAUUGGCUUUGUGCUCUCGAUUUGCUUAGCUCGCUGACUGCCGCUAAUCUCAUCGCGUACACUGGGGCGAUAGGUGCAUGUGAGGCCACCUGCCAAUGGCAAGCAGCCCUGGGUGUGCUGCAGCACAUGUCCGAGACGAGGGAGGCGACCGCACUGGACCAAGCCUUGCCCGUCACGUGGCUCCUUUUGGACUGGCUUUACCCGGACUGCCUGAUGUACUCCUUGGUUUGCACGCAGUUGCUUCGCCUGAUGCCCAAGAUCGAGAAGGCCGGGACGGAGGACUGGGAGCAACUGCAACUGGUGCAGCUCUUGGCUUGCACGACACCAGCGAAUCCGAAUUCGGUGCAUUGCGAAGAAGCUGGUUGA
Messenger RNA from Effrenium voratum, 4188 nucleotides. Lineage: Eukaryota; Dinophyceae; Suessiales; Symbiodiniaceae. The record is from the annotation of a GenBank genome assembly.